GUAAUUGAGUGAUCGGUAUUUGUACUCACAACCUCCACCACCGCACUUCAACUUUCCUAAAGGUGGCAAAACUCAACUGACAAGUAACUUGGCGCACUUGUUGGAAGAACAUCGAGUUGUUGGAAGAACAUCGAGUUGUUGGAAGCCUCUUGCACACCCGGAACAUUUCUACACCUCAUUUGUUGGGUCCCUGAUCACCAUGAAGACAACACUGCUGCUCUCUGUACUGUGCGCUGUCAUGGCGGUGGCUGCGUCUCUGACCUGUGGAACUGAAACCUGCUCUACUGAUGAGAUUUGUAACAAUAGUACUAAUACCUGCCAGUGCAAUUCAACUUUCUAUACAUUCAAACGAGGAGCCACUCCAGACGUAAAUCUUACUUGUACUGGAGCAAAGUUCAAUAUACAAGUGUCAAAAUGUUGGUUGGAAGCACAAGGCUAUAAUACAUCUGAUAUCAGGCUGAACAGCACCAACUCCGAGUGUCUGGCAGUAAGGGAGGUUGUGGAUGGAAAAUCGGAGAUCACCCUUCAUCGCCCAUUGGCAGCCUCUGACUGUAACACUGAAGCUGCGGUAAGUUCCCCUGACACCGUGAAUUCGACUCAUGUCACCUACACAAACCAGCUGCAUAUUUUUAGCAAGACGUUUCCAAUCCAAUUAACAAAUGACGUUGUCCAGAAUAUUUCCUGCGCUUAUCCGCUGAAUAUAAACGUCAAACUUAAUGUGACUCUGCACCCAAUACUCGGGACCACGGUAAUAAACGGCCCUUCAGGAAAUGGAAGUUAUGUAGCCGUAAUGAUGGCCUUCACAGAUAACACAUUUACCACCCCUCUCUCCGACUCCGACUCCCUGACUGUGGAAGAUCUUAUUUACCUCUCAGUGCAAGUACCAGAUCUGGAUGUGAACACCUUCAAACUCAAGGUGGUGAAUAUUUAUGCCUCUCCUACCAAUUCAAGCGAGCAAAAGUACUAUCUUCUUAAGGACGGGUGUGCAGGUAGCGAUGUACCUGCUGACCAGCUAACAGUGGAAAGCAAUGGAGUCACCAAUGAAGCUCGUUUUGAUAUGAAAGUCUUCAAGAUUGCCAACUCUAACGCCGUCUAUCUCUUUGCCGAUCUUGCACUCUGCACUACUGAUUGUGCCUCGAACUGCCAAUCCAAAGGAGGUCGUUCCCAGGAAAUUGGAGGAAGAGCCAGCAUCUUUUUGAAUGCAGCUGAUACCAGUUAUGUGGAUACCAGUUCUGCCAGCGGUUUCUCCAUGCCUUGGACUUUGUCUGCUCUGAUCUUCUCCUGCAUCUUGAUGAAACUGAUGUAAUCCCUCCGAGAACCGACCAUCCCGACACCAUGAGACUUUGUCAUAUCGUCGCCCCCAAUGCUCUCAGCAGGGAGAAGUUAUGAAGGAAUCUUGUAUCUAAUUCUUUUUCUGUGGAUGGUGUUGGCUGCAUCAUAUAUAACGCUUUCUAAGAUAACCUUGCCGCUGUGCGUCCCGAUUAUCUCUCAUUUUGUACAGUGAAGAUAUUCUGCUUUUUUUGCUUAGAGGGGCCUGCUUUAUACCGGACCUAUUUAUUGUGUUGUAUUUAUUAUAAGGCAAGAAUGGUUAAUGGAGUAGACCAGGGGGUCUCAAACUGGUGGCCCUCCUGCUUUUGCGAAACUACAAGUCCCAUGAUGCAUUGCAAGGAUGACAGUUACAAACAUGACUCCCUCAGGCAGAGGCAUGAUGGGACUGGUAGUUCCGAAACAGCUGGAAGGCCACCAGUUUGAGACCCCUGGAGUAGACAAUAUAUAGAUACUUUGUAUCCCUGGAGAGCGCACCCUGUACUUUUUUCUGUUCUUUUACAUAUAAUAAACUGCAAAGUAAAAUAA
Messenger RNA from Rana temporaria (common frog), 1854 nucleotides. RefSeq names its product uromodulin-like. Bases 200 to 1306 code for a protein of 368 amino acids. The transcript has 10 exons. The record is from RefSeq and is a predicted model, not a curated record. NCBI's taxonomy places the organism in Eukaryota, Metazoa, Chordata, Amphibia, Anura, Ranidae. Gene Ontology annotation, biological process: neutrophil migration. Gene Ontology annotation, cellular component: apical plasma membrane; cell surface.